Pneumocystis carinii B80 is the source of this 1178-nucleotide messenger RNA. RefSeq lists its product as hypothetical. The record is from RefSeq and is a predicted model, not a curated record. NCBI's taxonomy places the organism in Eukaryota, Fungi, Ascomycota, Pneumocystomycetes, Pneumocystales, Pneumocystaceae. Gene Ontology annotation, cellular component: chromosome, centromeric region; chromatin; Ctf18 RFC-like complex. Gene Ontology annotation, biological process: mitotic sister chromatid cohesion; maintenance of mitotic sister chromatid cohesion. The transcript is spliced from 7 exons. The coding region runs from base 47 to 1132 and encodes 361 amino acids.
UUCUAAAUAAGUGGUUGUUUUUGUCUCUUUUUUUCCGCUUGAAAAUAUGGAGAAUUGGCCAAGAAAUAAUAUUUUUGAGGAAAAUAUUGAAUUGAGAGAUAUAAAAGAGGAGAAUGAGGAAUUAUCAGAUAGAAUUAUGCUCAUGGAAGUCCCUGAAGACAUCUGUGAGUUUUUGUCCGGUCAAAAAAGGGGAUAUUUAACUCUUAAAUCGAGCUAUGAUGGGAAUAAUACUGUACUCUGUACGUCAUCUAAGACGUACCUUUUGCGUAAUGUUACGCAGACUAAUUCUUUGCUUCUUUUUCAGAGAGAAAAUGAAGGAUUUUCUCUAUUAAAGGAUGCAAAAUCAUAUCUUGAGAUUGUAUCGAUGCCGAUCCGUAUUGAUCUUGAACAUCUUUCGUAUAUCUAUGAUGGAUACAAUUUGGAUGUUCCAGAUAAUACGCAAGUUUAUACACUUUGCCAAGUCAAAAGAAGGACGCCAGCUAGUGAUGAAGAGAUUGAGAAUGCUUUUAUUUAUUUUAUGUGUUUAUUUAUUAAUGGGUAUUUAAGACGGCUAAGUUUUGAUUAUGCAUUUCAUAUACUUCAAUUGAUUUUGGCGUAUGCACAAGAGGAAGAUAUUCCAUUAGAUUCUUUAAAAUUUGAUUCUCUUAUGUCAAAUAUUGGUUCAGAUGAACGGGAGGAUGUUGUAAAGUUAGUUUUGCGUCGGUUUUCUAAAACAAAAACAGAACCAUAUGCCAUUGAUGGUCAUUCUAUUGCUCAAUGGAUUGGUAUUCAUUUAUUAUCUAAACAUAAGAGUACGCCUAUUUCUUACAAUGAAUUCAUUGAAAAGUGGAGGUCUACUAUUCCAGAACCUUUUUCUGCUCUUACAGAGUUGUCAUUAUUAGAAGGCCAGUAUCUUUUAAUAGAGCCAUCUAUGAUUCAAUAUUUUCCUGAAGAUAUAUUACCUAUGGAUCCUGCUAUGAGAUUUCGAGAAUUAUUUCUUGUCAGGCCUAAAUGGAAUUUAUCUGACAUUCUGCCUUAUAUACGUGGGCUUGCAACAGAUGAAACAAAAGUAGAUUCACUACUUCGAAAGUUUACAAGAAAGCAGACUUUAAACCAACAGACAAUUGUAAUAGCAAGAAAUACAUGGAAAUAAUAACAUAUGUCUUGAAAUUUUAGAAUAUAUAUACUAAUUAUGUUCC